CGGCGUCUGCUCGCUGGGGUGUUGCCAUGGAGAUCCCGGCUCGAGGUCCGCUCACGGCAGUGCUGGAGGAAGAGAGCAUCUCGCGGCUGGGGUCCGAGAAUCGAAUUCAGGACCUUGGAGAGAAGCGGUGCCGAGGACCCCCUUUCAGCCAAGGGAACUACUACAUGCUCAUAGUGAUCGGAGAGAUAGCGACAGACCACCAGCUGCAACGCGCCAGAGACCACUUAGAGCGGGGGAUCCGCUCCUGGGACGUCAGCCUCAAGUCAUGUGACCUGGACCAUCAGCUGCAGCUGUUUGUGACGCGUCACUCCGCACAGUUCUCCGCAGAGGUUAGAGGACAACGGACUCUCCGCCACAAAAGUGAUGUCCUAGAGACUGUGGUGUUAGUCAACCCAUCCGAGGAUACAGUUGCUUUAGAGAUCCAGUCUCUUGUCACAGACUCAGCAGGACAUAAGCUCUUGGUCCUGAGUGGGCAGAACUCAGACCACGGUGACCUGCUUCUCCAAAGUGGAGUUUUCACCUAUCAGAGCUUCUCACAAGUCUUUGCUGAUCCUGGGGUCAGUGAUUUGCUGGGCGAAGCGGCCCCCGAGCAGCGGGCCACACUCACUGUGUCCUGCCGAGCGGAGGUGGGUUGGAGCUCCCUGGGUCAGCAGCAGCACUUACGGGAGUUCCUUGAGUACAGACUGAACCCUGAGCCUGUGCUCCCCAAGAUGGAGGGAGUCACAGAGUUCACGGAGUACAUCUCCGAGACGGUAGACGUGCCUUCGCCCUUUGACCUCCUGGAGCCGCCCACAUCUGGAGGCUUCCUGAAACUGUCCAGGCCCUGCUGCUAUGUCUUCCCUGGGGGGAGGGGCGACUCGGCCCUGUUUGCGGUCAAUGGCUUCAACAUUCUAGUGGAUGGAGGCUCUGAAAGGAAAUCAUGCUUCUGGAAGUUGGUCAGACACUUGGACCGCAUCGACUCGAUUUUACUCACUCACAUUGGCGCAGACAAUCUGCCAGGCAUCAACGGGCUUCUUCAAAGGAAAAUAGCAGAGCAGGAGGAGGAACAGUCACAAGGCUCUGCUAGCUACAGCGACUGGAUGAAGAACCUGAUCUCUCCAGAGCUUGGUGUGAUCUUCUUCAAUGUACCCGAGAAGCUACGUAUGCCAGAAUCAAACCUAAAGGUCAAGCGUAGCAUCGAGGAGGCCUCACUCACGUUGCAGUACCUCAACAAACUGGGAAUCAAGCCGGAGCCUCUCUGUAGACUGGUCAGUAACCCUGUUGAGCCUUUAACUCUUUUCCAUAAGAUGGGAGUGGGCAAGUUAGACAUGUAUGUUCUGAACCCCGUCAAGGACAGUAAAGAGAUGCAGUUUUUCAUGCAAAAGUGGGCGGGUAACAGCAAGGCCAAAACUGGCAUUGUGCUCCCCAAUGGAAAAGAGGGAGAAAUAUCUGUACCUUACCUGACAUCAGUUACAGCAUUAGUCGUCUGGCUUCCUGCCAAUCCUGCCGAAAAGAUUGUCAGAGUGCUGUUCCCUGGAAACGCACCACAAAACAAAAUCCUGGAAGGCCUGGAGAAAUUAAAGCACCUUGACUUCUUGCGAUACCCAGUAGCCACACAAAAAGACAUUGCCUCAGGAGCUCCACCUGCUGUUGUAAAACAGACAAAGCUGAAGCAAAGGACAGACAGCAAAGAGAGUCUCAAAUCAUCUCCCAAGACUACCAAAUCCCCAAAGAAAGAAGCAGACGAUGAGGUUUCGGUGACCACAGAGGCAAAGAGUGACUCUGUGAAGGAAGGUAGGAAACUGGUAGAGAAUGAAAAACCCACAAAAAUACUAAAAUCCAAGACUGAUGGACCAGAAAAUAAACAACUUUUGAAGGAGAAAUCCUUGAAAAAACACUCAAAGGAAAGGGCAUCCAAGAUGGAUGAGAAAAAAGACAAGGAAAAGAAAGAGAUCAAACAUGUCAAGAAAGAUGACGCAGCUAAAAAAGAAGACAAAAAAAAAGACCCCAAAGUUGACAAGAAAAAGGACACGUCCAAACCAGAGGUCAGAAAGAUGACAAAACCUGACCUAAAACCCCUCACACCAGAGGUCAGAAAGACCCUGCACAGGGCAAAAGCGUCAAGUAAACCCAAAACCGACAAAAGCAAAGUCAAAACGGCCAAGGCAGAGCCUGCUGAACCCAAAUCUGAGGAACUAUCAGCAGAUACCAUUCAGCCUGAGCCAUUACAGAAUGGGGCUGGUGAGGGCAUGUCUGCUUCCUCCACUCCAGAGGAUCUUACCAAGCCACCAGAGAGUGCAGUGGAGACACCAGCAGAAGAAAGCAUGACCGAAUCCCCUACCCAGGAGGAGGAGAAAGAACAGGAAACUGUCUCUCAAACUCCAACGGGCACAAAGUCACCUGAGAAGGGAGCAGCCACAGCAAUGGGAUUUGAGACUGAAUCUCAAAGAAAAGAGGACAAAUUAGCACAAGAGCAUAAAGAAGAAUUUCAAGCACAGGAUGUGGAUAUCUAUGAGGAUGAGGGAGCUGCCAUUGAGGACGAUGAGGUGGAGGAAAAAGAAGGCCUGAUAGCAGAGAGGAAAAUGGUAGAGGAAGAGGAAGAUAUGGGGAUAGGGGAGGAGGAAGAGGAAGGAGAAGAUAACAGACUAGACAGGAAACAUGAGGUGGAGGAAAUGGAGAAAGCUGAAAAGCCCACAGCUAUGGCUAAAGAGGAAAGCAGAAGGCCUUCAUUCCAGGAGGAGGAAGAGGAAGAUGAAGAUGUUGUUGAAAAGGCAGAGCUGGAAGAGGUAGAAGACUUAGACGUGAUAGCUGAUGAAGAGGUCAAAGACAAACCUGAAGCGGGAGAGAAAGAAACAUCGGCCAAGAACUGGGAAAGCAAAGCAGUCGAACAGACUGCUGGAGCCAAAGAGGAGGAUGAGGAAGAUGAGGAAGGCUACAUCUCAAAUGUUGGAGGCGCUACAGCCGACAUAGUAUCAACACUGCAAGGAGCCGCUGCUGCCGAGCCCAUCUCCUUCAUUCAAGACGAAACCAUUCCCGGUUACUCCGAAACUGAACAGACCAUCUCGGAUGAGGAGAUUCACGAGGAGGCGGAAGACAGGAUACCACACCUCCAAUACGAAGUGGGUACAUAUGACAUCUCUGUCCCAGAUCAGACAGGCUCCUUGGACACCAUCCACAGGAUGAAGGAGAUGCAAGCAGCAGCUAUGGCUGAUGUAACAACCAAAGGUUUCAUGAGUGGACAGGAGCAAGUAUCAGUAUUCACUAACAUCAUGUCUGCUCCCUUGGCAGAGGAAGAACUUGUUUCCUCAGCCACAUCCAUCACGGAGUAUGAUAAAUUGUCCUCCUUUCCUACCUCUAUUGCAGAGGACCAAUUGGUUACUCCCGUCACUACACCUCAGACUGAGGAAACGGGCAAAAGCUCACUGGUUAACGAUACUGUUAACAUCGUUCCCAUGGCAAUUCCAACCGAGGCCACACAUGGGAAAGAACACUUCCACUCUGCUGGGACCAUCUCACCAACAUCCUCCUUGGAGGACGACAAGUGCUUAAAGUCACCUCCAUCUGAGGAGUGCCUUCCUGUUGUCUCUGAUGUGAAGACUGAGGAUAAGGUCAUCAAGGCUCACGACGAAGAGGAAGAAGAAGAAGACCAAACUCCUAACAUUGACAUUUCACUUGAAAAACUACAGGAGAGUUUUGCCUCUCCUCAAAUGUUCCAGGAUAGAGAAAGGGAUGUGGAAAAGCUCCCUGCCUCUGAGUCUCGUGUCUCCAAACCUGUUCAGGAUUUGAAGCUGGAUCAACCACCAGUUGAUGAGGAGGUAGAGCUCUUUAAGUCCAAAGAAGACAUCUCCACGGCAGUGCCUACAAAACCCCUUUCACCUCCACCCUCUUUCUCAAAGCCAUUUAGGUCAGACUCAGUUACUUCAGAAGGUGAAGAGCGGUGCUUCAGUCCAGACGAUAGCACUGUGAAAAUGGCCUCUCCCACACAGUCUGGACCUCCCAGUGCAACCCACUCUCCUCUUCAUCAGUCGCCUGUGGAAGAAAAGACCAAGGGCUUCCCAGGACUGGAGCAUCAAACACAGGAGGACAUUCAUGAUUCAGCCACCAGAACAGACGAUGAGGAUGCGAAGAAAGAUCCAGAAUAUAAUAAGGAAAACCUAGAUGCUGCCAUCCAGAAAGAAAGUCAACGUGAGUCAGAUGCACCACCAUCUGGGGAGAAAUCAUUUGAACAAGACUUGGCGGUUACAAAAGUAGAAGAAAAAGAUGGUCUCUCCGCUUCCACAGAUGAGAUCCAACAGGAGACAACUCCUCUUCCCUCUGAGUCAGUCACAAGGAAAGAUGGUCUCUCCGCUUCCACAGAUGAGAUCCAACAGGAGACAACUCCUCUUCCCUCUGAGUCAGUCACAAGGAAAGAUGGUCUCUCCGCUUCCACAGAUGAGAUCCAACAGGAGACAACUCCUCUUCCCUCUGAGUCAGUCACAAGGAAAGAUGGUCUCUCCGCUUCCACAGAUGAGAUCCAACAGGAGACAACUCCUCUUCCCUCUGAGUCAGUCACAAGGAAAGAUGGUCUCUCCGCUUCCACAGAUGAGAUCCAACAGGAGACAGCUCCUCUUCCCUCUGAGUCAGUCACAAGGAAAGAUGAAGUUUCCUUAUUAGGAAAGGAAUCUUUACGGGAAGACAUUUCUAGUGGUGAGGCUAUACUCGGACACAGUGAUGAGGAAGAUGAUGAUGACCAUCAAGAGAAAGAAUCCAAAGCAUGCAGUAAGGCUAAAUUUCCAAAGGAGAAGGAGAGUAGCUUCUUAGAUGAUGACGACGGUGAGGAUGAUGAUGAUGAUGAUGAUGACGAUACUUCUGAUGUAAAACCCAUAAAACAGGACAUGAAGGAGAAAGAGACGGAAAAGGUUGGUACCACUGAAGCUGAACCCAUCAAGGAAGAUACAGAUUUGAAAGUGAAGGAAAAAUGUGAUAUUCAUGAAUUUGAACCCAUCAAGGAAGAUAAGAAAGUAACAGAAAAGGUUGGUGCUACUGAAGCUGAACCCAUCAAGGAAGAUAAGAAAGUAACAGAAAAGGUUUGUGCUACUGAAGCUGAACCCAUCAAGGAAGAUAAGAAAGUAACAGAAAAGGUUGGUGCUACUGAAGCUGAACCCAUCAAGGAAGAUAAGAAAGUAACAGAAAAGGUUGGUACUACUGAAGCUGAACCCAUCAAGGAAGAUAAGAAAGUAACAGAAAAGGUUGGUACGACUGAAGCUGAACCCAUCAAGAAAGUAACAGAAAAGGUUGGUGCUACUGAAGCUGAACCCAUCAAGGAAGAUAAGAAAGUAACAGAAAAGGUUGGUACGACUGAAGCUGAACCCAUCAAGGAAGAUAAGAAAGUAACAGAAAAGGUUGGUACGACUGAAGCUGAACCCAUCAAGGAAGAUAAGAAAGUAACAGAAAAGGUUGGUACUACUGAAGCUGAACCCAUCAAGGAAGAUAAGAAAGUAACAGAAAAGGUUGGUGCUACUGAAGCUGAACCCAUCAAGGAAGAUAAAGAUACUUGUGGGGCCGAGCUCAUCAAGGAGAAGUGUGAACCUCUGAAAGAAGAGAAACAGAAAGAAAUAGAGACUAUAUUAACUUCUAAAGAUGAGCUAAGCUCUUGUAUCUCUACCUCUAAAGUGGAGCCAGCCUCAGACUCCACCACAACACAACAAAUAGUACAAGAGAAAGAUACCCUUGUGGCUGAAGCCAUGAAAGAUGAGACAAAAGAAAAGGAUACCUUUGACACUGAACCGAUAAGAGAAGAUAAAAUAGAAAAAGAGCGAGAUACCCUUGUCAGUGAACCGACGAAAGAAGAGCACAGAGAGAAACAGAAGGGUGAUACAUGCAUGGCUGAAUCCACCCAGGGUGAGAAUAAAGAAAAUUAUAAUUUGUUUGAGAUUGAAGUCAGUCAGGAAGAGAACAUGGAGAAAGAGAAAGAUGAUACUCAUGUGGCUGGUGUCAGUAAAGAACCGAAGAUGGAAAAUGAGCAAGAGAAAGAAGAUACUAGUGAUUUCGAAGACGUCAAAGAUGAGAAAGAUAGAGAUGAAUGUUAUGAAGCUGAACCCAUCAAAGGAGAGGAAAGCGAGGAAGAUAGAGAUGAACGUUAUGAAGCUGAACCAAUCAGAGAGGAAAGUGAGGAAGAUAGAGAUGAACGUUAUGAAGCUGAACCAAUCAGAGAGGAAAGCGAGAAAGAUAGAGAUGAACGUUAUGAAGCUGAACCAAUCAGAGAGGAAAGCGAGGAAGAUAGAGAUGAACGUUAUGAAGCUGAACCAAUCAGAGAGGAAAGCGAGAAAGAUAGAGAUGAACGUUAUGAAGCUGAACCCAUCAAAGGAGAGGAAAGCGAGGAAGAUAGAGAUGAACGUUAUGAAGCUGAACCAAUCAGAGAGGAAAGCGAGGAAGAUAGAGAUGAACGUUAUGAAGCUGAACCAAUCAGAGAGGAAAGAGAGGAAGAUAGAGAUGAACGUUAUGAAGCUGAACCCAUCAAAGGAGAGGAAAGAGCAAAAGAAAAUGAAACAGCUGACAAAGUCAAAGAUGAGAAGAGCAAGGAAGAGACAGAAAAAUAUGAUUCUCAUGAGAUUGAACCUGCGAAAGAGGAGGAAGAGGAGAUGCAAGAGAAAGAUCUACGAGAGGCCUUACAGCGCACCACACAGACAAGAACGGUAGAGAAACUAGAGGUGACGUCUGCGACAAAGCUUGAGUCUACAUUUCAGGUUCAGUACUCAGAUGGAGAUGAGGAGGAGGAAGAGGAAGAUGAAUCCAUUUGUAUGACUGGUGCAGGCUCAAGACCUUUAUCAGUGGAACCUAGACAAUCAGAGCACGACAUCAUGUCUCAACAUCUACACUCAACUCAGCCAUCAGAGAAUGUGCUUAGUGACCAAACGAAGGACCGCCACUCUGAACAGACCACUGGGCUUGUGUCCUCAUUACCGAAACGGGAGGCCUCUCCUGAUAAAGACAUCAAAGAGCAGCAUAAAGAAGGACAACAUAGACUCUCCCCUGAACUAGAAAAGGACACCAGGACAACUGAGACCACAUCAGGACCCCAUCUCAGCCAAGAGCCCACCAUUGGUUUCCCUACCAUGAAAGAGGAUCCAGUCUCUGCUAUCUCUACCACUAAAAAAGAACCAGUCUCAGACUCCAUCACUACAGAUAGCCAGGCUAUAAGUUCAACACUAUCAAGCACCGAUAGCCAGGCUAUAAGUUCAACACUAUCAAGCGCUGACAGCCAAGCUGUAAGUUCCACUCUCUCAAGCACCGAGAGCCAGGCUGUAAGUUCCACUCUCUCAAGCACCGAGAGCCAGGCUGUAAGUUCCACUCUCUCAAGCACCGAGAGCCAGGCUGUAAGUUCCACUCUCUCAAGCACCGAUAGCCAGGCUGUAAGUUCCACUCUCUCGAGCACCGAUAGCCAGGCUGUAAGUUCCACUCUCUCGAGCACCGAUAGCCAGGCUGUAAGUUCCACUCUCUCGAGCACCGAUAGCCAGGCUGUAAGUUCCACUCUCUCGAGCACCGAUAGCCAGGCUGUAAGUUCCACUCUCUCGAGCACCGAUAGCCAGGCUGUAAGUUCCACUCUCUCGAGCACCGAUAGCCAGGCUGUAAGUUCCACUCUCUCGAGCACCGAGAGCCAGGCUGUAAGUUCCACUCUCUCGAGCACCGAUAGCCAGGCUGUAAGUUCCACUCUCUCGAGCACCGAUAGCCAGGCUGUAAGUUCCACUCUCUCGAGCACCGAUAGCCAGGCUGUAAGUUCCACUCUCUCGAGCACCGAUAGCCAGGCUGUAAGUUCCACUCUCUCGAGCACCGAGAGCCAGGCUGUAAGUUCCACUCUCUCGAGCACCGAGAGCCAGGCUGUAAGUUCCACUCUCUCGAGCACCGAGAGCCAGGCUGUAAGUUCCACUCUCUCGAGCACCGAGAGCCAGGCUGUAAGUUCCACUCUCUCGAGCACCGAUAGCCAGGCUGUAAGUUCCACUCUCUCGAGCACCAACAGCCAGGCUGUAAGUUCCACUCUCUCGAGCACCGAUAGCCAGGAUGGUGUGGAGGAAUCCCCCCAGCAUGAAACACUGCUGCCUUCUAUUACAACAAGCAAAGAAGCAUCUAAUACGGAUGAAAAGGCGAAGCAUGUUUCUCAAAAAGGAGAGGAGAAACCAGGCAAGGAAGCUGAGAGGGAAUUGGAAACCGAGCGGGAAGUUGCUUCCCCGGGACACACAAAACCUUGUUCAUAUUUUCUCUUGGAUAAAGAUUCUGCAAAGUUUCCGGAGGAAGUGGGCCAAAUUGAUGCUACAAAAGCAGACAGUGCCUCUGAAAAUGUGGAAGGUUUUGACAAAAUGAGAACAGAGAAGGAGGCGAUCGGUGUGGGCUUGCAAGAAGAAAAUCAGGGCUUUGGCAUGUCUAAGUAUGAACCCUAUGAAAAGCCCAUUUCGAAAGAAGAGGCAUCAGACAAUAAAGAAGACAGUGAGGUUUCUAGAGAGUUUGAUCAGUCAGCACAUAUUGGCGUUGAUGAUAACAGGAGAACUAGGCAGGCAGACGCUGGUGCAGCUGAAUUCGACUCAGAGGACGAGGAAAAAGAGGAACCGCUGUCAUUCAGUAGCGUUGAUUACACUCCCCCACAUUUCACAGAGAGCGAGAGAAGCCCCAGUUGUAGCCCAAGUGCCUUCCCUGAACACAAUGACAAAGAGAAAGGUCAAGAAGAAGAGAGUGAUAGGAAGGAGGGACAUGCUACACCACACGUGGAAAACAGCUUUGCAUAUUCAGAGACUCAAGACAACAAAACCACCCCAGCAGAGCCAUGCUCAUUACCUUUCAAUCUCAAAGAAGAUAAACCUGAAAAAGUUGAGAAAGAUGAAAUGAAGGACGACGCCUGGUCGGCCCCUCAAACAUCGACAGGAGAGACGGACAAGACUGGAGCAUCUCCUAGUAUAGAGGAGUAUCUGCCAGUCCAGUCAUGCAGAAAGGAAACAGCCUCUCUGUCAUGGGGCCAAUCCAACCUUGGUGCCCAAGCCUCAGCUACUGCCAUGCUUUUUGAAGACAUCCCUGAGAAGCAGACAACAGAGAAGGAAAAAGAUGAGCCAGUGAAAGACAAGUUGGAUUCAUCUGAUAGUGAGCGAGGAGACUCUCCCUCUGGUCGCUACUCACCAGCGGAGAAAGACAUGUUACCCCGUCAAGUUUCGCCUAAGGAAAAGGAAAAUCAGGCUACUGAUGCCCCCCUGGCCGCGUACUCAGGACAUCUCAUAGACGAUAAUGUUCUUGCAUCUGAGUACACUCAAAUUGGCAGCUCUAUCACCAGUAAAUCUACAAUGGGCUAUUCUGAGAGAGAAGACACCCCGGACAGUGUGUAUAAGAGGCUACUGGUGGUGGGAGAGGAUUAUGAUGAUGAUGAUGAUGAUGAUGUCGAUGAUGAAGAUGAUGAAGAUGAGGACGGUGAAGAUGCGGAGGAAGAAGAAGAAGAAGCCAGUGAUCUAGAUGUGGAGAAGGGUGCAAGAGAGCAGUCUGAAAAAGACAUCUGUAAAACGACAUCGGAUGAUACCACACCUUCGAAACUUCUUGUUACAGAAGAAGAGGACAAGAAGGCCCUCUCACCCGAACCAAACCUCCUCAAAAAGGAGGAACCUACCCAUUCAAUGACCACAAUCUUCCCUCCACUGGUAGAUACUGCAGAUUCCCUUUUGAAGAAUGUAGUUGGGGCCUCGCCACUCCAGUCUGGCAGUUCCACUGCAAUAGAACCAACAGGAUCUGGAGGAUAUCCUUCUGAAUCCUCAGAGUUUUCUGAGGACAGCCAGCUGGGGUUAAAGGAGGAGAGGUUUGACAGUCCUGACCUAUCUCUACCCACCAAGUCUAGUGAAGAUAAACAUUACAAUCAGGGAGACAAUGAAGCUGAGAGGCAGAGAAGCCCAGAUACCGCUAGUCGAAAACCAGAGGAAGCUCCUUCGUCUUACCUCCCAUCUGCCUCAGCUUCUCUAUCAACAAGCCACCAGUUUCGAGAGGAGGUAGAGAGUCCCGUUACAGUGUCUAGUGCCCCCUACAGGACGGAUUCUGAGGUUGCUUCCUUUGAGUAUUCUUCAUUCAAAGAUGAAGACUCUUCAGUCAAGCACUCAAUCCUCUCAACCUCAAGGGUAAUACUAAAAGAGGAGUACCUAGAAGCCUCUGAAAAGCUUACCUCAACAACUACAACUACAUUCAGUCUGACACAAGUCUCUCCAGUCUUACCUACUCCAGCCAUAGACACUAUUCAACAAGACACAUCAUCAAGCCAUAAAAUGGACAAGGGUCAGACCUCUGAUACCUUUCAUAAACUUGAGGGCAUUGUUGAAACCAAAACCAUGUCUGCUGGGGCUUCAGAACCAUUAAGUUCCCAGCUGUCCAAACCCGCUGAAACCAUAUCCACUUCAAGGGCUCUCUUUGAUGUUUCCCCAUUGCAAAGAGCUGACUCUCCUGACAGAGAGUCCCAGGGCUCAUUGGACAGCAAAGAGUCCUACACUCUUCCAUGCCGCAUUGAAUGCCAGAAAUCUUCAGUGACAGAGCAAAAAGAAGGUAUGCUGUCCAUAACUGAGACACACAUGGUCACCAUCGUCUCCAGUACAACCACAACAGUGACCCAAUCUGAUGUGGUGACAAAACCACAAGAGUCAACUGAAGCCUCUUCCAAUGGGCCUACUGAGGUUCGCACAAGUGCCCAAGAAGUCUUCAGUGAAGCAAGCAAAGCCUCUUGUGCCACAAUGUCAGAUCUACCUAAAUCUGAUCUGCUUAAAUCUGAUCAGAAAAAGGAGGAAGAAGAAGAAGAGACAAAGAAAGAGAAAGAUCAGAUGGAAAUGAAAGUGGAGGAGAAGAAAGAGAGCAAAGUAGAGACCCUAAAGGAGGACAAGGAAAUGCCAGAGCAAAAGGAUAAGGAGAAGAAAGAGAUGGCUGGAGAGAAGGAAAAGGUAGAGGAAAAGCAAUUGGAGGAGAAAGACGGGAAGGAGGAGGAGAAGAAAGACCAGGCUGAUGAGGAGAGUGAAAAGGAGAAGGAGAGGAAGGAGGGAGAGAAAGAGAAAGUAGAGGAUAAAAAAGCAGAGAAACCGGAAGAGAAGAUGUCCGAAAGGAGAAGGAGUAGCUUAUCUGACUGGGAACUCCUACAAGGGCCGGGCGCAUGCCCAAGCGCCCCUCCAGGCUAUGAAGAUGACAGGGAAGAGGAGGAGGAAGUGUACGAAACGGAAGAAGCAGAAGAAGCAGAGGAAGAAUAUGGCGAAGAAGAAUGCGUAGCUCCAGGCCAGCCCACCCCUCUGUCCACAGCAGAACAUGCCCACCAUACAAAGGCAUCUGCCAAAACAGAUGGAGUAUCCAGUCGUCCCACUGACCUGCAUAUGGAGGCUACCUCCUCGUCCCCCCCUAGUUACUCCUCAUGUGAAUACAAACACCGCAAAGGAGAAAUCUCCCCAUCCUUCAUCAACCCCAGUCCACACACCCUCUCCAGUGAUGAUGGCGAAGAGGACAAAGGGAGCGACCACUCUCUUGAGGGGGAUGAAGACGACCGCGAGCAACACUCGGUCAAGAGGAGGUCUCACAAGCAGAAGCGACAUCUCACUCAAUGUGGAGCUACUGGAGCAGGGGAGGGGUCGCAACCCGUUUCCAUGCCUCCUGGUGGCAUGGCAACUGGACUCGGGGUGGUGCUAGCUGGAGAGGAGACGCCCCCCACAUCAGUGAGCGACUCAUUAGCUUCGCAGUCUGACUCAGACGUACCUCCAGAGACCGAGGAGUGCCCGUCGAUUACAGCAGAGGGAAACCUGGACUCAGACGAAGAUGCAGAACACCUGCCGGUGGACAAACUAUCUGCAUCUGCCACCGGAGGGGGCCAUCAACCCCCCUCGCCCAGAUCAGCUGCGAAGGCCCACGACCCCAUACCUGCCCCUAUGAAGGACCCCCUCCCUCACCCGCCACACCCUGACGUGUGCAUGGUGGACCCAGAGGCCCUCUCUAACGACCAGAGCAGCACGGAGAAACUUCUCAAGAAGGAUCACAAGACAACCAAGAGCCUGCGGAAGGGCCUGGGCAAACCUAAGUCUGCGUCCCCAGCCCGGAAGGGGAAGAGGUCCACCACCCCUGUGAAGCAGACCUCCAAGGACUCCUCGCCUCGAUCGGCCUCUCUGAGAAGGAGGGACACGGAAAGGAGCUCCAGGCUGACGCAGAAGUCCGAGGGCCUGGGAUCCAAGGGGGACCUACACGCUCCAGGGAAAGGCCUGGUGAACGGCGUCAAGAGCAAUUUGGGUACCAACUCCCAGAAAUCUAGUUCAGCCGUCCCCCCUGGGCCUCCAAUCUAUGUGGACCUGGCCUACGUGCCCAACCACUGCAGUGCCAAGAAUGUGGACCAGGAGUUCUUCAAGCGGGUGCGUGCUGCGUACUACGUGGUGAGCGGCAACGACCCGGCCGGUGGAGAGCCUAGUCGUGGUGUCCUGGAUGCCCUUUUGGAGGGCAAGGCCACAUGGGGCUCCAAUCUACAGGUGACUCUGAUCCCUACUCAUGACACAGAGGUGACACGGGACUGGUACCAGCAGACGCACGAGAAACAGCAGGACCUGAACAUCAUGGUCUUGGCCAGUAGCAGCACAGUGGUCAUGCAGGAUGAGUCCUUUCCUGCCUGCAAGAUUGAGUUCUAAGUUCUGCACCCGUUGCUAUUUUACCUUCCUCUUCCUCAUCCGUGCUACUCUUUAUCCUCCCAUAUGUAAGACUCCAUUGCAUUUGCUGUCGUAUUCGGCAUGUGCACUGGCUUCCAACUAGUCAGUGUUAUCUGAUAACAGCUACGGUAUGUCAGGCAGAAGCAUAGCUAAAGUACAGGGUACAUGGUAGCUGUACAAAGGUGUGAUGUAUAUUUUUUUCAAUUAUGCUUUCCAUUUAAACAACAUACUUGCAUGAUUAAAAACGCCUCUUUAUUAGAUUUGAUCUUAAACAAUAUUGUUUUGUUUUCCUUCACAUAUAACCUCUCCAACGUGCACAUAUUGUGAUCACACACAUCAUCUGUGAUGAGGAUCAUUCUCCAAACUUAUUUCAGCUUUCAAAUCACUGUACUGCACCUCAAAUCCACAUCUAAAUGGACAACACUUUCCAGUUUUGUCUGGCGUUUUUGGGGCAUCUAGUGCCUAAUGCUCCAUUAAGAUUGUCCACAGUGAUGUCACAUUCAACAUGUGAAACUUCAACACUCUUACUUAUUGUCUUAAACUCAACAGAGAAAUACAAAAUGAAAAUAAAAUGUAUAAAUUGCUUAUCCAAAGGGCCAAAGUAAGUGCCAAAACAGUCUUGAGGUAAGACAGUGGCUGUGUCCCAAAUCUGGCUUGCCUACUACUUCCCUAAACAGUAUACUGCGUACUAAUUGAACUACAUACUACAAUGUACUUAGUAAAAAAAAUGUAUGCAGCAAGCAACAAAUAUGAACAUAAUGCGAAGGCAUCAAACGUGUUGUCGCACUUGUCCCCCCGUCAUUUGGUCAUCUGAUUAUCAGCUGGUGUCGAACCAGCACGGGUGUGAAAAAAAAACCCAGAUUCACUUCCUCAAUAGUGUGUAGUAAAUUCUACCAGACGAACAGCCUAAAUAAGUAUGACAUCUAGGCAUUUCAUGAAUACUCGAUUAUCGAAAUUUCACAUACUCAAACGACCUACUAUUUAGGAUGCAAGUAUGGAUAUUCGGACACGGGCAGUUAACGCUCUGCAAAAUAAGUUGAAAACCGUUACGAGAUUAACAGUUACUUGAUCUCGCUUGUACGCAGACUACACACAAUGUUGUAUAAUGGUAGUAGCUUCGUAAGUCUCCUAAAUCAGACUACAUACAAUGUUGUAUAAUGGUAGUAGCUUAGUAAGUAUCCUAAAUUGAGGCUUUGUUUUCGAUAUAUAAGACAUUACUCCUGUUGGGAGAUAUUACGUAAGAGGCAGCUCUAGAUGCUGUACCAUUUGACUUUCUCAGUACUCUUAACUACGUCAACUGGUGUUACAGAGGACUAUUACCACAUUGCUUGUCGUGAGGCUUUAGGAGGGGCCUGAAAGUGCUACUUUCAGUUUAAAUAACUAGCUAGCUUUUAUGAAUUAUUUUUCCUCAGUAGCUGAAGCAUGAUUCUUGCAUUUAGCUCAGACUCCUCCCUCGAGGAAGUAGA
Oncorhynchus gorbuscha (pink salmon) is the source of this 14098-nucleotide messenger RNA. Its product is annotated as microtubule-associated protein 1B-like. Lineage: Eukaryota; Metazoa; Chordata; Actinopteri; Salmoniformes; Salmonidae. The coding region runs from base 27 to 12614 and encodes 4195 amino acids. The transcript is spliced from 7 exons. Gene Ontology annotation, biological process: regulation of microtubule depolymerization; axonogenesis; microtubule cytoskeleton organization. Gene Ontology annotation, molecular function: actin binding; microtubule binding. The record is from RefSeq and is a predicted model, not a curated record. Gene Ontology annotation, cellular component: dendrite; cytosol; microtubule associated complex.